Messenger RNA from Funneliformis mosseae, 125 nucleotides. NCBI's taxonomy places the organism in Eukaryota, Fungi, Glomeromycota, Glomeromycetes, Glomerales, Glomeraceae. The record is from the annotation of a GenBank genome assembly.
GAUCAAACACGUAGAAUCUCAGAGAGAAGAAAACCUUAGAAAGUUUCCUAAGUCAACAGUUAUACCAAGUCUCGUGGAAGAAUUCGCGCAAACUAAUCCUGCCCUAAUGCAAACCGAAGCUUCAA